Molecule: messenger RNA, 1808 nt
Organism: Adineta steineri
Lineage: Eukaryota; Metazoa; Rotifera; Eurotatoria; Adinetida; Adinetidae
Source: the annotation of a GenBank genome assembly
AUGUUUUCUGGAGUGAUCAAUUUACAACGAAUAAUACAACCAACAACUGGUGAAGCAGCAAAUAUUGUUGUACCUCAUUUAGAUAAUUUACUUAAACUUGAUCCAUAUCUUGUUCCCUAUCAAGAUGAAAUUCGACGACGUUAUCAUGUCUUUCAAAAAAUUCUUAAACAACUUAAUACUGAAGAACAAGGUAUAGAUGUAUUUACAUCAGCUUAUAAACAUUUUGGUAUACAUAUUAAUCAUGAAACGAAUGAAAUAAAUAUCAAAGAAUGGGCACCCGGUGCAAAAGCAAUGUAUAUUCAUGGAGAUUUUAAUAAUUGGAAAGAAAGACAAUAUCCAUUUACACGUGAUCAGUGGGGUGUAUGGCGAAUUACAAUUCCAGCGUUAUCUGAUGGAUCUAGUGCAAUUAAACAUGGACAAGCAAUUAAAUUAUUAAUAGAAACUUCCGAUGGAAAAUUAGUUAACCGUAUUUGUCCAUGGUCACGUUAUGUUCAACGAGCAGAAAAAUCGAAUAUAUAUCAUGGUGUAUUUUAUGAUCCACCUAAUGAUGAAAUAUAUCAAUUUAAAUAUUCUCAACCAAAAAAACGUGAUCGAUUAAAAAUCUAUGAAGCUCAUGUAGGUAUCAGUUCAUCAAACGAAGAAAUUGCUACAUAUGAAAAUUUUCGUAUUAAUAUCAUUCCUCGAAUUGUUAAACAAGGUUAUAAUACUAUUCAGUUAAUGGCUGUUAUGGAACAUCCUUAUUAUGCUAGUUUCGGUUAUCAAGUAACCAGUUUUUUUGCUGCGUCAAGUCGAUUUGGAACGCCUGAAGAUCUAAAAGCAUUAAUUGAUGAAGCACAUAAAUAUGAUUUAACUGUUCUACUUGAUCUUGUACAUAGUCAUAGUUGUAAAAAUAUUGAAGAUGGAAUUAAUAUGUUUGAUGGAACAUCAAGUUGCUUUUUUCAUGAUAGUGCGCGUGGUUAUCAUACUCUAUGGGAUAGUCGUUGUUUUAAUUAUAUGGAACGUGAAGUAAUGCGAUUUCUUCUAUCUAAUAUUCGUUAUUGGUUAGAAGAAUUUAAAUUUGAUGGAUUUCGAUUCGAUGGUGUUUCAUCAAUGCUUUAUCAUUCACAUGGCAUUGCACAUUCUUUUUCUGGUACAUACGAUGAAUAUUUUGGUUUAGCUACUGAUACGGAUUCAUUUAAUUAUCUUCAAUUAGCUAAUUAUGUUUCUCAAACACUUUUUCCUGAAUCUAUAACAAUUGCUGAAGAAGUAUCAGGCAUGCCAACAUUAUGUCGACCAUUAUCUGAAGGUGGUGCUGGUUUUGAUUAUCGUUUAGCUAUGGCUAUACCAGAUGUCUGGAUUAAAUUAUUAAAAGAAAAACGAGAUGAAGAUUGGCAUAUGGGUAAUAUAACAUGGACAUUAACAAAUCGUCGAUCGUCAGAAAAAAAUAUCACAUAUGCUGAAAGUCAUGAUCAAGCACUUGUUGGUGAUAAAGCAAUUUCACAUUGGCUAUUUGAUGAUCAAGUUUAUACUCAUAUGUCAGUUUUUUCUGAACGUACAAAUGUUAUUGAACGUGGAUUAGCUUUACAUAAAAUGAUUCGUUUAUUAACAUAUGGUUUGGGUGGAGAAGGAUGGUUAAAUUUUGAAGGAAAUGAAUUUGGUCAUCCCGAAUGGUUAGAUUUUCCUCGAGCAGGAAAUAAGGAUAGUUAUAAAUAUGCUCGUCGUCUUUUUUAUUUAUCUGAUGAUGAAACAUUAAGAUAUAAAUAUCUUAAUGCUUGGGAUAAAGCAAUGAAUAGCUUGGAAGAAGAAUAUAAAUGGUUAUCAGCAAAAAA